Messenger RNA from Ogataea philodendri, 717 nucleotides. RefSeq lists its product as uncharacterized. The coding region runs from base 1 to 717 and encodes 238 amino acids. The transcript is spliced from 3 exons. The record is from RefSeq and is a predicted model, not a curated record. Lineage: Eukaryota; Fungi; Ascomycota; Pichiomycetes; Pichiales; Pichiaceae.
AUGAUUGAAGAAACGGCCGAGAUCGACGAUCCUCGCGACGGUUUCUUUGCGUGUCUGUGCGGAAGUUCUGGUUUCUUCAUUGGGACGGUGAGGAUAUUGGUGAUCAGUUGGUCGGCUAUUGUCUGGGACGCCGGCACUGCUUUCACGCUGCUCGAACAUUUGGGACAGCUGGGAAAAAGCAUCGACAAGAGCGGCAAGUCGCAGAACACACAUCUAUCAUGGAGCGAUCCUUUCCGCUUAGACUCGGGCGAUCCCUGGAUGGACGAGUUCGGUGUGUCGCGCGAUCUGGGCGAUCUGUUUGAUUCCUGGAGCCGCGGCGGAGGCAGAGGGUUCGCCGGCUUUGUUGUUCCUUUGUACUUGGGUUUGGGGGACGUGGUAGGGUCCACGACGGGUGCCGCGGUGCGUGGAGAUCCAAAACUCAGCUUCUCUGUGAGCUUCCCGAGCUUCUUCGAGAACUCGGCGUGCGAGGGAGAGAACAUCGGGGCCACUGGUGGGGGCGGGUUCUGGAUCUUGGCGGGCGACAUGAGGGUUUCUUUGCGGUUUUUGCGCGGUUUCGAUGGCGAUGAGCGGGGCGAGGACGCAAAUGAUUUCUCCAACGAAGACGUCAGAUUGUCCAGCGACUCGGCGCCCAAAAGCCCACUCGCAUUCACGUGGAACUUCUUAGUAGAAUCCCCCACCUUACUCAUGCUGUUAGAGAGAAGGCUGGAAGCGAUCUAA